Molecule: messenger RNA, 1992 nt
Organism: Punctularia strigosozonata HHB-11173 SS5
Lineage: Eukaryota; Fungi; Basidiomycota; Agaricomycetes; Corticiales; Punctulariaceae
Exons: 4
Coding region: 1-1992 (663 amino acids)
Source: RefSeq, a predicted model, not a curated record
AUGGCAUUAGCGUGUCAACCAUAUGUCAAACAAGAAUUGACAGGGAAGCUGGCAGGUCCAAAACUCGGAGGGAGGGAGCUGAAGCAUUCCCUAUUAACCCUUCGCUUCAUCGGGGCUAUACGCAAGAUUCGCGACAUAAACGCUAUGCCAGAAGGCGUCCUUACCGGUAUCUACGAUGCACCUCGCAUACCUCAACGUUACAAAAUAUCCGAGAGCCAGAAAGCUCUGAAAGGCAUCCUCAAGACCGAAGCGGAGAGACGCGACUCAGCAACGAACACGCCGUCGGGAUCAAGCUUGCCCAGCACAUCGCCGCUUGCGAAGAAUGCUCCUUGUCGGCGCCUCUUUUCCGCUCCUGUGCCGCGCUCCGUAUCGCUCGCGGCAGAAUUGGCAGAUGUGAUCAAGCCUCGGGCAGUAUCUGCAUUCUCUGGUGUAAGGCACGCACUACCCAGGACGACGACGUUGCUUGCUCCAGCAGACAUUGACCAGGAUGAGGCGUUGUCGUUUCAUCAACAUCGUAACCAUGAACAUCGACCUCCUGUUAUCCGACAUUGCCUGCUUUCUCCGCCAGAAUCGACUAACGGUUUCGAAGAUCUACCUGCUCGGGCUAAGGCAAGGUCUCUCAAAGAAUUGCUCGAUCUUGACAAUGGGACGCAUAGACAUACCGCAGACGGGUUGACCGCUGACCCUGCGCCACUUCCUGACAUGUUCGUGCCAUCAAUUGCAGUUCCUUCGGAAAUGACCAAAGCCGUAAUGCCCAUCGGGACCGUUCGACCAAUACCAUUCACGACUGAGCAUCUCAAGCCACAGACGUACAAUGUUGUUUAUGGGCAACUACAGGUACUAUCAUCUCGCUCCGUAAUGAUCGACUUCAGGGAGCGAGAGCGCAAGCGGGGAAACCGAGGCGAUGAAGUCCUAGUAGUCGCCCCGUCCGGUAUCGUUGUCAAGGUCUACGCCGCGCCUGAUCUUGAGGAACCUUGCUACCUCGCAGAACCGGUAUCUGUACACAAACUUGAUGUACUCCCCUCUCGAUAUUGGAGAAUUUACAAUGACGCGAGCCGGAUUUUGGAGCAGGUCAAGCAGCGGAUUCCAAAGGUCAUAAUGUACGAGGAUGAAAUCAAAUUCAGCCUCAUGUGCAACGGGAUCAAAGGCGACAUCGAAGUGUUAUUCUCCGCGGAUUCUUACCGGCAUCCAUGCGCCAAAAGUAGCGAAGGUUUCGUUACGGCAAAGGAGCCGCGGUCGGCCAAGGGCAAAGACGUCGCGAUGCGCAUACGAGUGUCGAGGUCGCUUUCGUCCGUCGAAAUUGUGCGACUCGUCCCAAGCUCACGCGACCAGAAACUCGAAGGCGAAUGGAAGAAGAAGACGCUGCUGCUGGUGUCUGGAUCGACCGUUCCGACAUCCGAAUGGGCCAACCUGGACAAGGUUGAAGCACGCGGACUGAGGAAGGCGAUAAGCUUCAUGUCCGUCUGCGAAGCUGUUGAAUCGGUCCAGGCAGCUGCGGACCAAUCCACCGCAGAAAACUUAGGUCUGCAGCUCGAAGCAUGCGGUCCCUCCGCAGCGCGUCGCCGCGGACACACCAAAGUACCGACUCUUCCCUCAACGUCGCGUACACUCUCAGGCUCUAAGCCUUCGAAUGUCCUGGGCCGAGAAGCGCCUGUGCGACGCAAUACUUCUUCGGAGCACUGCAAGUUCGAUGAGUCAUUGACGAUGACGCCCCCGCAUGCCACCCUCAGCUCCCGGUUCAUUCCUGGGGUGGGUUGGUGUAUCAGACAUGACGGGGAGGGAAACGAGGGUCAAGGAGCGCGAUUCAAGAUCAUGUUCUUCGAUGGCGUGAUACUCGAUGUAGACGUGGAUGGGGAAUGGGUGGAAUUCCAGUCCGCAUCCGGUGAAGUCACGAAGCUUCAGGUUAGAGAAUGCAAUGCCAGGCGACAGGUUGGCGACAGGAUGAAGGUCUUCAGGGAGUUUGUCUCCAUGUUUGACACCUCAAGCUCAUAA